Molecule: messenger RNA, 4163 nt
Organism: Botrytis cinerea B05.10
Lineage: Eukaryota; Fungi; Ascomycota; Leotiomycetes; Helotiales; Sclerotiniaceae
Exons: 1
Coding region: 358-3561 (1067 amino acids)
Molecular function (GO): protein binding
Source: RefSeq, a predicted model, not a curated record
GGUCAACGAAUAGGAAAACUUCCUUGCAUGUCAAUAAUGACCAUGGCUGGUCUGGAAGUCGUGUUUAUCGCCAAAACGGGGCUGGAUACUGGGCCGCACUAAUGCUUUCACGAAGAUGAUUUUGUAUCACUUACUGUUCAAUACAGACGAACAUUGCAUCUGAACGACAAUAUACUUCAAUUGAAACCUGACCGACGAGAGGGCUGGCUUGAGGAGAAUCAGUGCUGAGCUGCACAGCUCUCCACUCUCAAUUUGAAAUUCUUACUGGCGUCAAUAAUGUGAUUAACAUCAAAAAGUAGAAUAGCCUCCGCCAGCAUUUUUGUUUUUCAACAUUCAUUUUCCAGAUUCAGAUCCAGCAUGAGAACCGAUUUGUCGCCGGUCCUUUGGACAUUGAUAAGUCUCACAACUACUGCGAAUUCGCAGACCUUACCAUAUAAUCCGACUACGAUUCUUCUUCCAUCGAGCGCAAGCCAAAGGAACGACACAGCAUUCAUCUUCCUCGUCGCAUCUGAAUCAGACACUCGACCCGAGUUUUUGUCCCUAAAUAUAUCUUCAACUUUGUUCGCUUCAAAUCUUACAUUAGAACCCUUUACACCUAAUCUUUCGUUUCUCAAUAACAAUACUGCUUUUAUACCUACGAUUGGGGCGGACGGCGAUAUUUCGUUGCUUACUGGUUCUUGUUCAGAAUCUGCCAGCACUGAAUUAUGGACCUAUACACCUGGAAAUGAGGCUGCUGGAAAUGGGACGUGGACGAAAGAGACGACUGUCGUGGCCAGUGAUGUUUCCUCUGAUGGUGUCGCAGGCGCGCAUUUUUUAUCGGGUGGAUUCCAGUUUUCUACAUUGGUCAAUGCAAAUGCUACAUAUACGGAUAUCUAUAUCUAUGGUGGCAUGUGUCCCAGUUCCUCGGCGAAUAUAUCGACAUGGCAGUCAAAAGCCAACUAUACGAACCGCAUGAUGCGACUAUCACCUGGAUCGGCAGAUUCGUACAGUUUGGAUUUAACUGCUAACAGAGGAGCACCUGUUGCUGAGGCGGGAUUCACCAUCACUCCUCUGCUUCCUGCGUAUGCGAAUGCUUCGGGGGUUAUGACACAAACUCAGAAUUUCAUACUUCUUGGUGGACAUACACAAGGCGCGUUUAUAAACAUGAGUCAAGUCGCGAUUUGGAGUCUUCCCGAGGAGAGUUGGAGCUUUGUCACAGUCAACCCACCAUCCUCAACGCAGAGCUCCAAUACAGAAUUGACAAUGAAAAAUGCAGUAACCAGUGUCGAUAGUCGUUCAGGGCAUACGGCGAUAUUAACAGAAGAUGGAUCUAAAGUCAUUGUGUUGGGCGGAUGGGUUGGUAGCGUUAAUCAAGCUGCUGAUCCACAAUUUGCUAUAUUGGAACUUGGAACUGGCUAUGGAGGAACUGGAAGAUGGAAAUGGUCGGUACCUGCAGAUCAGCCAUUUGGAAACGGUAUUUAUGGGCACGGUGCAACAAUGCUUCCUGGAAAUGUUAUGAUGGUACUGGGUGGAUUUAAUAUAACAGACGCCAACAAUAUGAAGAGAGCUGUUGACACAACUGUCCAACCCAUGUUUUUUAAUGCUACGAGCUCCACUUGGAUGUCGAACUACACCAAUCCAGCAUAUGUCCGCAGAAGCGCUUCUUCGUCCUCGGGUUCCUCAAAAGUCGGCCUUGGCAUAGGACUCGGAUUAGGUAUCGCUGCGUUCAUCGCUAUUGUUGGAGGACUUAGUUGGUGUUUGAUUCGCUGCAGGAGGAGACGUAGAGAGUCGAGGAAUGAGGGGAGAGAAAGAGACCUCAGGUCUCUUGGCUACAACGCCGCCACUGCACACUCAGGCUCACAAGAAAUGUAUCAAACUCGUAGUUAUUCUGAUCGCCAAAAUCAUUAUUAUGACUCAGGAAGUGCAGUGGGGGGAUACGAUAGUCUAUACAAUGGUGAAUACGGCGCGGGAGAGAUUGGCUCUCCCACACUUCAGUCUCGGCAAAUACCCAGGAAAGCUGUACGAAACAAUCGAGGUCUCUACCAGCCUGCUUCAACCUUUGACCCUGGUGCAGUAGCUGGGAAUGCUAGAGCAGCUAAUAUUGGUGCAGCUGGGCCGAUACAUCCAAUAUACGAAGCAGACGAAGACGCUGAUAUUAUUUCUCCUAUUGAAGUGGGGAUUGCUCUUCCAUUUGAAGAAAGCGACGCCUUCUUUGGUGCGAAGCGACGAUCGGAUCCAUUCAAAGAUCCAGUUACUCAGAAUUUCUCAGUGCCCGUGCAAUAUAACAACCAAAAUGUCGCUAUGCCUGUUUCAGAAUCCCCAGCGCAAGAACGGGAACGUGAGAUCGAAGCAUGGGUUGCAGACUGGGCCGCUGCAGAUGCCCUCCUUCACGCUCAAGCCAAAUCUCAUUCAACUGUUGGGAGAAGUUCUCCUUCUCGACGGGCAAACUUGAUUACAGCGACUGGUCCAGCCUCUGUUGCGGGGGAACUCUCUGACGACAAUGCUCGAACAGCCAGUAACCUUAGCGAGCAAAGUAUGGCCCCUACCGCUGCUACUUUAAGUCGAUCGGGAUCUAGUUCCCUAGGAGCAAGAUCAAAUUCGCUUCGAGGUUAUUUAACAUACGCGAUGAACACGAUUACUCUGGGAAAUGCUACUCUGAGUCCGAUGCCUGACAGCCCUGUCGCACAAAAUGCUCAGAUCUACCCUCCUGGGAGUUCCGGUAGCGAAAAUACUGGUUCAACUUAUACCACCGCUCAUACGCAACCUAGCUUUUCUGCCUUGCAGGCAGAAGGAGUAACCUUACUCCCUCGUCCAGAGCAGUCCGCUGACCGGGGGAUUCCUUCCCCUACUGAUUCCUCUUUCAGAUCAACACCCCAUACACCCACUAGGACGACAUAUGAUCACAUUGGCAGUCCAUCGAAGAACAAGCCCAUGGGUCUUGGUAGACGUGGAUGGUUGGGAAGUCUGCGCAAAGCUCUCAGGCCUGAAAGUGAUACUGCGGCGGAAUCUAGUCUUCUAGAUCGAGAGUCAAUUCCUCUUCCAAUUGGUAUCGAUAACUCUCCAAGAAGAACCGUCAGUGCUGGUGCGGCUUUAUGGAGGAGAAAACAGGGUAGAGGAGACUGGGAGGAUAGUGAGAACAUUGGUGGCAAGCGUGGGAGAUCCAGUUCGUUUGUUAAUGGCGGCCGGUCGAGUGUACAGUUUGCAAGGACUAGUGAAUCUAAUGGACUUGUAGUAAAUGGGAUCGAUGAAGAUGAUGAAGAAUGGGAUAUCGAAAGAGCAAUUGAGGAUCGGGUGGUACAAGUCAUGUUUACAGUGCCCAAAGAGAGAUUGCGCGUUGUCAAUCAUGAUGUUCGUGAAGAUUUGAGCGAAGGAGGGAGUAUGAGGGGAAGGAACAUAGGAGCUAGCAGAAGCGGAACCCCAAGUCGAACCCCUAGUGAAAUCUUGAGUAUAGAAGAUGGCAACAAAUUAGCCAAAACGGAAAGCGCCGAAAGCGGGAGGAGCAAGGGACGGGUGAAAGGCAAGGGAAAAGUGUCGGAGUUGGUGGAAAGGCUCGAGGGUCGCAGUAGUCCUGAGCGUCCAUGAGUCUGUAUUUGUAUUUUUCGGGUAUGAUGUGUACGAUUGAUGUUUUUUGUGCGAUAUAGGGCAUGGUUAUGACCCCCUUUUGAUUUUUAGCGGCAUUGGGUAUGAGAGGUGACUGGGUUUUGUCCGCUUUUAGGUACUAGAAAUGCGUUUCUUUCAGGAUGAUUUGUGCUUAAGUUGAAGACUACAUAACGGUUGGAAAAGAUUCUGAUUUUCGUAGUGCAUGAUUGAGAUUUUCUAUCUGUCAGUCACUACUAAUUUAUUGUUCAUGUAUGUCGUUAGAUCUAUGAGAUAUGGAAUUGAGAAUAUGUAUUUAGAUUCACUUCAAGCCUGCAAACAUGAUGGUGCAUCACUCGAGACUUCCGACUUUGAUAUCAUUGGAAUUCUCAAGUAGCUUGUUACUUCCCAACGGCAAGAUGCUGUACAAGCUUGGUUUAUGAUUAAGAUGAUUCACAUGCGUUCCUCAUGGGGCCUUGGAAAUAAGCGAUAGUGAAUAUGUACACGUACAUGAAACUUUGAAGUCAAAGAGGCUGAAAUUCUCAUCUUCUCAUUCACUUCAAGAUAAAGCUUGUGAACCCAAAAACUUGGAAUCUAUAUCAUACACA